AUGCUUGUUUCCGGUUCCAGUAAAAAACGUAAAAUUUCAACUUCUUCCAAGAAAGAAGAUGAACUAGAGCUGAUGUGGGAGUGUACAUUAUGCACUUUUCGUAACAAAUCAGAAGCGUAUAAAUGUGAGAUGUGUGAUACGAGGAAAGGAACAUCCACACGGAAGCCAAGGCUGAAUGAAAGUGUAGUAGAACGACAAAAAACUAUGGAAAAGUUAGCUGCUCAACAACAUGACAAACCGGAAAGGACGACAAGUAGGCGCAAAACAGAAGAAGUCAUUGUCGCACGACCCUCUUCGAUCCGGAAUGAUUCUCCCAAGCCAAAAUCUUCUACUAGUAGGAAAUUAUCCCCUCAACCGGGAACUUCUGGAGUGGAGCCACGACAGUUCAGAACAGACCCUUCAACAGUAAGAGGUAUUUCAACUGUUAAAACAUCUUCUUCGAAGAACACUGGACCUAUCGUUAAUGCGGAGAAGCCUACGGUUGUCGUGGACUCGGUACAUUCUACUAAGGUAGCUCCAACCACGUCCACUACAAAGACUCAAAGCACAAGCCGAAUCAAGAAGGCUCCUCCCAAAGAUUUCGUUAGAUCAUAUAGCCCCAAUUCGCUUAUGACGGCUCAUCCUACUUCUCGAUAUAUUGACAAUGUUCAUAUCAUGCCCAGAAAAAAGACUCGUGUACCAGAUACUGAGGUGAAGAAGAAAGCAAAAGAGCCGGAGGUCAAACGCAUCAUUGAAAUUCCUCAGAAAGAGAUUGAAUUGUCUGAUUUUCUACCUGCUGUUAUGCAAGAGGUCGUUUUCAAUCGUUUCACUAAAGAUGAAGGUACGAGGAAGAAGAAGAAACAUCAAGAAAGAAAUGUCAAAGCCAAAGUAGUCAACGGCCUAUGGAUACCCCAACUUUCGAAGUCUUCAAAACAGCCAUCCAAUGAAACAAACUUUGUGAACGGUUUCCUGAGUUUAGUUUUCAAAGAUCUGCAGAAAGAGAAGAAGGAGAAAAGAAAGAAACAGAAGAAGCAGAAGCUCACUAAGGAAGUAAGAAAAGAUAAUAGGAUUAUUGAAAAAUUAAUAGGAAAAGACCAUGGUGUGGACAAGCUUGCUGUUGGCGAAAUGUUCGAUGCGAUGCCUUUAUGCUGUGACGUCGUUUCACUGAACUAUCUACUCGAGAAGAAGACGGCAGCUGAGGAGGAAAAAGAAAUGAAGAAAGCGAAAAUUAAUCGUAUGAUAGCUGCGAAGAAGAAGAGUAUCAAAGGAACAAAACUCAAGAAAGGUUUGAAGAAAAUCAAAUCAGGAAAGGAGCAAAAGAUCAAGAAAGAAGAGCAGUCAGAAGCCUUGUCCAAAACAACACGCUGUAAGAAAAAAACUGCUCUAGGUAGAGGCACUAAAAAGAUUAAGCCUUCGAACAGCAGAAUAGGAAAAAUCACAAAACCUGAUGAAACCGAUGAUCUAAGGGCAAGCAAAAGUUCCAGUGAUCAAGUGAAGACACGUCAAGAGAAGCGACCGGAACUAGAUCCUAAAACUCAGCUCAAACUCACUGGAAAAAAAUCGAAGCAGAAUUCUGAUAAGAAGAUCAAGAAAAGUUCCGAGAAACGUUCUACCCUUCGUUCAGAUGAUCAGGUUAUGAAAAAAACAGUCAAAAAACCUGCAACAAGCUCUAAAAACCUGUCUAUCAGAGCAGUAUCCGUAAAGAAACAGAGACUGAGCUCAGAUAAAGCUGUUAAAAUGCUAACUAACAAGUGUUCUGACCUUGAUUCAGAACAAAAAACCGAGAACAGAUCGGGAAGAAAGCUGAAGAAAAACUCCAAAGCUCAGCUCGAACGGACUUCCCAGAAGCGAAUAAAACAACAUCCUGAUCAUAAGCUCAAAAAGCGUUCCAAAGGAACGGAAAAAACUGUAAGUAAAGUAGAAAGCUCUGCAACCUGA
Molecule: messenger RNA, 1917 nt
Organism: Auanema sp. JU1783
Lineage: Eukaryota; Metazoa; Nematoda; Chromadorea; Rhabditida; Rhabditidae
Source: the annotation of a GenBank genome assembly